This is a messenger RNA of Bactrocera latifrons, 1052 nucleotides long. Its product is annotated as B-cell receptor-associated protein 31. The transcript is spliced from 3 exons. NCBI's taxonomy places the organism in Eukaryota, Metazoa, Arthropoda, Insecta, Diptera, Tephritidae. Gene Ontology annotation, biological process: endoplasmic reticulum to Golgi vesicle-mediated transport; intracellular protein transport. Gene Ontology annotation, cellular component: endoplasmic reticulum; endoplasmic reticulum membrane. The coding region runs from base 174 to 875 and encodes 233 amino acids. The record is from RefSeq and is a predicted model, not a curated record.
ACCCAUGGAAAUACACAUCAUCGACUGAAUUUGACUGAAUUUCAAUCAAAGCAGCGACAAACGCAGUAGCAGCGCAGUUCUAUAUUUUCACAAAUUUCAAUCUAUAAAAACUCAUCAGAAUUGCAGAAGGAAAGUUGUUCCAGAAACCUAUUAUUUUGUAAAGCGCAGCAAAUAUGAGUCUGGUCUGGACUUUGAUUGCUACAUUUCUGUACGCAGAAAUUGUCGUAGUUCUUCUCUUGGUUUUGCCCAUAGCCAGUCCAUACAAAUGGAACCGACUCUUCAAAUCGAAGUUUCUAGCGAUGCUGGCACAGCAGGCGCAUCUGUACUUCUUCCUCAUUAUGGGUGUAUUAAUUUUAUUCCUUUUGGAUGCCAUACGUGAAAUGAGGAAAUAUUCGUCCCAUGAAGCUGGCGGUCACGAACAUCUGAAUGUCGAAAUGCAGCACAGCAUGCGGCUCUUCCGUGCACAACGCAAUUUUUACAUUUCUGGUUUUGCAAUUUUCCUUGUGUUAGUCAUACGUCGUCUCGUUACGCUGAUCUCUGCGCAAGCAAACUUAUUGGCUCAAAGUGAAGCUUCGAUGAAGCAGGCACAAAGUGCCACCGCUGCUGCCCGCACAUUGAUGGCUGAAAAGAGUACCGAGAAGGCGAAGGAAGCCACUGAGGAUAGUACACUCACUGAGCUCAGUGAAUUGCGUAAGAAAGUACAAGAACUCACAUCUGACUUGAAUCGUGAGAAGAAGGACAAAGAAGCUUUAAAAUCACAAGCAGAAAGCUUAAACAAGGAGUACGACAGACUAACCGACGAGUACAGCAAAUUGCAAAAGAAGAUUACCAUUAGCGACAGUAGCAGCGGCAAAGGUGGUGAGAAGGAUGAUUAAACGAACUAAGAAUUCAGUACUCGGUAGAGAAAUAUUUAUAACUUAACCAUUAUAAAUAUAUUUUUGCUACCGUAGCACAUGUGCUGCUGUUGAAACGUUUUAAGCACUGUCGUUAACAUCUCAAAGAGACUUGAAGUUUGAAAUUGUUAAAAUGAAAAGUGAUGAGUUUAUCUAAAU